UCAGGUUUUCACAGACUGUCAAACUCGUCUUUUGUCUCUGGCAGUCUGACAUCCAUUAUGGCCACGGAAGGCAAUGUUCCCUUGCGUCAGAAGCCCAGGAAGAGAACUCAAGGGUUUUUCACCAUGAGUCGGAGAAGGAUAUCCUGUAAAGAUCUGGGCCACGCUGACUGCCAGGGUUGGCUGUACAAGAAGAAGGAAAAGGGAACUUUCCUAAGCAACAAAUGGAAAAAGUUCUGGGUGGUGCUGAAGGGGUCGUCGCUGUACUGGUAUAGCAAUCAAAUGGCAGAGAAAGCUGAUGGAUUUGUCAACCUGUCAGAUUUCACAGUGGAAAGAGCCUCUGAAUGCAAGAAAAAAAAUGCUUUUAAGAUCAGUCACCCACAGAUCAAAACCUUCUACUUUGCAGCAGAGAAUUUGCAGGAAAUGAAUGUGUGGUUAAACAAACUUGGAUUUGCCGUGACCCACCAGGAAUCCACCGCAAAGGAUGAAGAAUGUUACAGUGAGAGCGAGCAGGAAGAUCCUGAAACAGCCGCGGAGACACCUCCCCCUCCACACGCUUCCGCAACUUCCUCUCCUGUGGAACGUGUAGAUGCUACACGGCGGGCAUCCUCUUCUUCGCCUAAACGGAGAGAAACAUCAUGUUCUUUCUCUUCUCUGGAAAAUACAGUAAAGGCACCCAGCCGGUUUUCUUCCUCGGGAUCUAAAGAAAGACAUUCCUGGCUUGACAUAGUUAACAGCUCGCCUGCUACUGAAGAUGUGGGACAUCCCCUGACAUUUGCUGUUCAGGUCCACACACUUGCCUUCUCAGAAGCGAGCAAUUGCCAGGCCCCAGAAAACAGCUCCGUCACAUCAGAAAGUGGUUUUUUGAACUCUUUGUCUAGUGAUGACACUUCUUCAUUGAAUAACAAUCAAGACCAUCUAACAGUCCCAGACAGAGCUGCUGGAUCAAGAAUGACAGACAGAGAAGAAAUAAAAUCGUCUGAAGAUGAUGAGAUGGAAAAACUGUACAAAUCUUUAGAGCAGGCUAGCCUGUCUCCUCUUGGGGACCGGCGGCCAUCAACCAAGAAGGAGCUGAGAAAGUCUUUUGUGAAGCGAUGCAAAAACCCAUCCAUAAAUGAGAAGCUGCACAGGAUCAGAACCUUGAACAGCACAUUAAAGUGCAAAGAACACGAUUUGGCUAUGAUCAACCAGCUGUUGGAUGAUCCAAAGCUGACAGCCAGGAAGUACAGAGAGUGGAAGGUCAUGAACACCCUGCUGAUCCAGGACAUCUAUCAGCAGCAGGUACCUCAGGACCCUGAGGUCACCCCUCAGGAAAUCAUGAACCCCACUUCUUCUGACUGUGUGGAAAAUUCUCUUUGAGCAGAUGCCGGGACCCCACCCCCAUCCCUGUUACUGUACCACUCUACAGGAUGCUGCCAGGGCAUACAUUCUGGUUACAAGGAAACCCCAAACCCAGUUCCUGAGACAUCAUCCCUCCCUCCCAAGGAUGCAACCCAGGUGAAGCCAGUUCCGAUGCAGUGGGAGUCCAGGCUCCCAGAUGUUGCCUUCCUCAAUACGAUCGGAGUGAUGGAGUUAUCUGAGCAGGCAUAUCUUCUGUGCUCCUACUGGGAGCUGGCAGGAAUACUAGGCUUUAGGUGGGAUGUGAAAUGGGUAAACCCCCUCUUUUUGCUUUCAAGAGAAUUACAACCUGCCAUAGACAAAAGGCCCACUUUUACUAGGGAUAAUGAUUCAUGUUAUUAUUUUGUUUUGCAAAAGAAGCAUGUAGAAUCCACUUUGGUGGGAAGCAGAGUCCUGCAAAACGUUGCAAGUGGAGGAGUUUCUUCCUUAGUGACUGGAACUGGAUAUAUGUUGGCAUUUGUGGAACACAAGGCUCUUUUUAAUGUCAAUGUUCUACUUUCUGAGCACCUUAUUUGCAGAGGACAGCAUGGUGGGGGCAGAGUAUGGAGAGCCCAAGUGGGAGGUGUUUCUUCCUGUCCCACUCAGAGGACAGUUUCAUAGGCUCUGCUUUGCUUAGGGCAGGGGAUGUGAUUAAUAUGCCCCUUCCUCACAAUGUCUAGGAGACAGACUAUCACAUGACCAUUGGAGAUGUCAUUCCCCCACCCCCUGCUCCUCUGAACAGUGGUAAGAUAUUAAUAUCCACUGUAAGGAAUGCUAGAUUGAGUUCCUCCCUGCCUGUGGUGCCCAGCAUGAAUUCAUGUCCAGUUUUCCUGGGAUCCUAAUAAUUCACAAAGUUAUUUCUGAAUUGUUCUUAACUUGGAAAAGAACCCGGACCAGCAAAACAACAACAAAACAGUUAAAUGGGAUCGUUUUAUUUUUGUAUGUUUAUGUGUCAUAUGGUAUGAAAUGUGAUCAGUGAUCUAUGUUUCUUAUUUAAAUAUAUUUAUAGAAAUGCAAAUUAUAGUGUUUUAAAAGAAAGUGUACUAUUAUGUGUUGUUCAAUAUAUAUAUAUUCCAGAAGCAUAUCAUUUUUGCUUGAGAAAAAUAGGUAUAGUAGUGACUUACUGGAAUUGUAUUGCACUAUGAUAUAUGACGAAUGCUCAGGAAACCUGGAGAGAAAACCACGGGAGCAUGUAUUAAUAACUACUAAUUUUCUGAAUGCUUUCUUUCCACUACAGCCCCAUCCUCAACUCCAGAGUUCUUCAAUUUCAAUGCCUGUUACACAUCAUUUUCUUAACAAGCACCUUAGGUUAGCUCUUCUAUUCAUAAAGUUCAAGCUUUAUGACAUUUAUGCCAUGAAUUAUAGACCCAAAGGAACACAUCUCAUGAAAUCUUGGGCCAAAUAAAAUAUAAGUAGUAUAAUUCCCAACUAAAUAUUAAUAAAAAUUAGCAUUUGUUGUUAAAGAGAUGUCCAAGAGAAACAAUCUAUUAAUCACAACGGCAGCUUCUAAAUCAUAACCUUAAUUCACUAAGGACCCAUUGCGAGUCUCACUUGCCCUUUGAAAAUUGUUGAUGUAUAUAUUUAUGUCAUAGCAUCAAAGGUGGCUCGACAGAUUCGAAUAGAAGUGGCCACCUGAUCUAUAUCUAUAAAGUAAACAUAAGGAAUUGUUUAAUAUUUCCCUGUACUUUACCAAGACUUUUUUUUUUUGUACACUGAAAUGAAAAACAAUCCUUGCCUUAAGAGAGAAAAGUAAACCAGGAAGCAAAGAGAAGCUAGAAGAUUCACUAAGCAGAGAGAUGAAGCCUCAGGAUGAGCCAGAGAGGACACACUGUGUCCUCCAUCUGGAUCACAUGCGGUUCCAGAGGCUAAUGUCUACCAGGAUUGAUUCCUCCUGUGUCUUGUGGCUGCUCGGAGGGCAAUGCUUUGGGGUUCACAGUGAAAGGAAGCAAUGGAGGGAAGUGAAUUAGCGUUGGAACAACCUUAGCUGGAGACAAAAUAUUCACUCAUGUCUUUUAUUAGCAACAGCAAUUUAUAGAUUUCCAUCCUCCCCCAAGUUGAAGCCCCAAACACUUUUUAUGAGGGCUGAUUGCUAUAUUUAAAUGUUUUACUUUGGCUUUUCAUUCAUCCGUAUUUAACUGACCUUUGAAUGUAAGCUCCUUUAGUAACACUCAGAUCUAAAGGCAAAAUUGGUUCGUGAGAUUGCUUGACUAAAAGCCAUAGGCUGAUUUCUCAAGACAAAUUCAAGAAGGCCAGAGCGGAAGUUUCUGCUUUGGUAGAACCAGCCUGCUGAACGUUCCCAAGCCAGUCUCAGCUGUGUCCAGGCCUCCUGGAUGGGAACCAACCCAUUCCUGUUCCCCAAUUCUGUAAAUAAAUACUCUUUCAGUCUGUGCUAGGUUUAGUUAGGGAGUAGGGGGUGCUUCUAUGGGUACCCAGCCUCAGCAGUGACCAUAAAAGGAGGAUGAGUACAGGUGGGAGUGGGCAGAGUAGUGGGUGACACUUCUGGAGACCCCCAGUGAAGAGAAGCCAUGAGGAGCUUUACCUUGCCCUUAAGUCUCUUCCCUGGUUCAAGAGAUUUUGGACCUGUAGAUCUCUUCUAGUAAAUGGCUGGGAAAUGGAUUAUGAAUAGCCAGUGGAGCCCAGGGGAGACUCUUGACUGUGCCUCUGGAAUGUACCAGAACAGCCAUCUCAGGACACCAGUGGUGGAUCUUUGAGCACGAGUAUUUCAGAACCCAUGGUACUUGUUUAGGAUGAGGUUUCUCUGGGGACCUUUUUUGGUGGUGGGAGGGACUGGGAGGAGGACUUUUUCUUUCCUGGUCUGAAGACUCAGAUGAGAGCCUGGUGGGGACCCUCACUAGUUGAGAUAUUGCUAACCUGCAUAGAUCCCACAUUUUUCUAUCGCUUGGAGGAUGUCUGUCGUUUGUAAGAGUUCUUAGUUCUCCCAUCGCUUUAAUCUUUGGUUAGAUUCAGAGUCCCAGAAAGAUGUUGGAGCAAGCAGUUGCUAGGAUUCCAACAGGCUAAGAAACAGGUUGUGUUUGGAGUCAGAUUUUCAGUGUGAACCCAGCCUUAUAUUUACACAGCUCUUUGAAGUUUGCAAACUGUGUGUUCCAGACCCCCAUUCCCUGCAUCCUACCACCCCAUAGGCUAAUCGGGAUGAUUGUGAAUUACUCAGUAUAAUGACAUGCCUGGCUCAAAGCCCCAAGUGGUAUAGCCAGAAUCUGAGUUUGAAUUUCAGGUCUGUCAGCCCUCUCUGCGGAGGAUUGUCUGGCCUUAGCCUGCUGGGGAACAAAUGAUCUGACUUGGCUUCUGAAUCUAUUGCUCUGGGUUCCACACACCCACCCAGCUGCUGCGGCUUCUGCUGAAUCCCUAGAGGCACUGCCUGAGCAGUCUCUCCCUGAAGGUCUUGUCGCCUUGCGGUUGGGUCUUCUGAGAACUGGGGCUUGACCUGAUUGUUGCGUUUCCAUUUUUCCCUUCCAUAGAAGACACUAUGUUACCACUGUGAGAACUUUCAAGCUGGGGGAUAGAAGUCUUUAAAGAGAUGGAGAAUGCUUAUUUUUCUAAUUUUUCCUUUUGAGAUGCGACCUGUCAUGUCAGGUAUCAGAGCCUCAGGGAUUAGCACUGAGUCAUGGGAUUGUGAGACUGUUCACUUCCUCAUGGAGGCUUCAGACCACGUGGAGAGGGAACAAAGGAAAAGAAAAUCAGUUUUCAGUCUUUGGAGGAGAGGUACUCUACCAAUGAAAGUCAUAUUUAAUUUUAUGGACACAGGCUUCUUUGUAAAAAGAGAAAGACAGUAUUUUGUUACAGUGAUACAAAUGAUCUAGGUACAGAGGGUGACUGUUCAAAUGUCACAUUAUGUCGAAGCGGUGCUGUGUCCAAAUGCAGUUUGAGAAUACAAUCCUGCUUCCGGUUAACAGAAUAGGAUGGAAAGGAGAUUUCCCAUCUCGUUCCUAUCAAACGCUUUUGUAUACUCACCCACAAGAGAAAUUCAAUCCCGGAUGUAGGAGGUGACCGCCUGCCUAAGGUUUUGUCACCCAUAAUAGUAAAAGUCCCUUAAAUUAAAUUUUUAAAUCUCUGUAAAAUGGAUGGGUUAGAGGGAUGUCCCAUUCACAGAAACCCAACCUCCUCAGCAGUACCAUGCCACAUGGAGCACAUGAAAACGUACCCUGCAUUUAAAAAGAAUGUUUUCCAUUUCCCUUGUUGUAAAGAAACUUAAUUGCUCUGUAUUGAUGUCUCUUUAGCUGUAGCCCAAAGGGAAGCAUGCCCCAUGGAGACAUUUAACAUCCUGUAAUAAACCCAUGGUUUAAGUCA
Grammomys surdaster is the source of this 5679-nucleotide messenger RNA. It is a transcript of the gene Ipcef1, whose product is annotated as interaction protein for cytohesin exchange factors 1. Lineage: Eukaryota; Metazoa; Chordata; Mammalia; Rodentia; Muridae. The record is from RefSeq and is a predicted model, not a curated record. The transcript is spliced from 11 exons. The coding region runs from base 58 to 1356 and encodes 432 amino acids.